Molecule: messenger RNA, 279 nt
Organism: Strongylus vulgaris
Lineage: Eukaryota; Metazoa; Nematoda; Chromadorea; Rhabditida; Strongylidae
Source: the annotation of a GenBank genome assembly
AUGAUCCCUGGAAUGCCCGUCGAGUCGUUUUUUUGGCCCGGUGGCAAACUGACGCAGGAUCACGGAGUUGUAAUCUAUGACGUUAACCACCUUAAGGUCCGGGAAGGACCGUUGGAUGCGGCCAUCAUAGCAGCGAAGCUGCUCUCUGAAAAGAGGAAAAAACCGUUAGAUUUCGGACAAUUUGACUUUAUUACCGACGCUGUUAAUCUGCAAAAACUCUUCGCAUUUUGCCAGCCGGCUCUGGAAGCAACCUUAGUUGUCCAUACAAUCAAUUAUUGA